This is a messenger RNA of Adineta steineri, 3003 nucleotides long. The record is from the annotation of a GenBank genome assembly. NCBI's taxonomy places the organism in Eukaryota, Metazoa, Rotifera, Eurotatoria, Adinetida, Adinetidae.
AUGGUGUUAGAUGCAAAUACCCUACAAGAAAAAUUAAUUGAAGCAUGGAAACUUCGUUCAGAUGAAACAAGUUUUUCAGCAUCACUUUCACCAUUAAUUGCUCAAUGUCGAUCAGAAGAAGAAUUUCGAAUAUUAUUUACAAAACAAAUUCUUGCACAUAUUGAUUCAGUAACUUCAUCAAAUCUUCUUCAAUCCUAUUUUAAAUUUCAUACAAGAUCUGGUUAUGUUAAAGAAUCAUUAAUUAUUGAACAUCUACUUUCUUUAACACCAUCAUCAUCAACAAUCGUCGAAGAUAUACAAAUUAAAUUUCUACUUGAAUUAUUAUCUGAUACAUUGAAAACAAUGCAUGUUACUGCAGAACAAGCAUCACGUCUUGGUAAACAAAUAAAUUUACUUGCCAAAUGGCUUUGUUCAGCAUUAUGUAUUUAUUCAAAUGAAGAACCAAUAACAUCAACAGGAAAAGAAAUGCUUAUAACUGUUUCAAAUUUAUUUCUUGUAUUAUUUACAAAUACAACAUAUUAUUGUCUUUGGUUAAUGACAAUAAAAGCACAAAAAGAUCAACCUGAAUGGAGACAAUUACAAGAACGAUUAAAUCAAAUUACAAUUAAAAUGACAAUAGGAAAUGAAACAAGACUAGAUGUUUAUGAACAAGUUCUUUCUAAAAUAACUCGUCUUCAUUUAUCUGAAGAUUUUCAUCAAGAAGAUAUUGAAAUGAAUUCAUGUAUAUUUAAUCCAAUUGUUUCUAUACUUGUAAUAAAUCAACUACAUAAAUCAUCUUCUAUUCUAUUAAUUAUUCUUCGAUUUUAUGAAAAUGUUUCAGCAAUGACAAAUCCAUCAAUACUUUAUCUUCGUCUUUUACAAGCAUCAUUUGGUGGUUAUGUUGCAGCAAUAUCAACAAAUAAUAGUGAAUAUCAACAACGUUGGUCAGCUUAUAUAUUUUUUCAAUUACCACGUUUAUUAGCAUCAUGUAUUGAAUCACAAUUUGAAAGUGUUAAACAAGCAACAGAAAAUUUUCUUUUACAUAAUGAAUAUUUAUUAAAUCGAAUGGAUGAAUUAUGUGUAGAAAAUGUUUUAGAACAAAUCUUACAAAAAACAUUAAAUUAUACAAAAAAUGAAAUACGAGAUAAACAUCAAACACAAAUAAAUCAAUUGAUUUUUUAUACACAAAAAGUUCGUGGAGCAUAUGUUGAUCAAAUUAAACAAUAUUAUUCAAAUCCGCAACAUACACAUUCGUAUUCGUAUCAAAUUCUUCAAUUACAACGUUCACUUGAACAAUCAUUAAAUAAAAUAUUUUCAGUAAAUAGCGACGAAAAUUUACAAUUAUUAAUUAAUAAUCUAACUGAUAUUAUUCCAUUAAUAUGUGCUAUUGAUCAAUAUUAUCCAUUUAUUCGUUUACUUUUAACAUAUACAGAAACAAAUUUUGAUCUUGCUUUAUUAAUACUUUGUUAUAUAACAUCAAUAACAGGUGAUAUAUCAGAAGAUUUUGGACAAUUAGAUGUUAAUUAUGAUAAAACAUCAACAUCAUUUUGUAUUUAUAUAUGGUUAAAAAAAUAUUGGUUAUCACGUGAUUUAGGUCAUGCAUUAUUUUCAUCAUCACUUGAUUCAAUUGAUUUAUUAUCAACAAUAAAUAAUUCAUUUGGUGAAACAUCAUCAACAGAAAAAGAGGAAUUUUUAAAUGAAAUAAAAACAUCAACGAAUGAAAAUAUUCAAAUAAAAUAUUCUAACAUUGAUUAUUUAACAAAAACAAUUAAUUUACUUGGUGAACUGCCAUCAUUAUCGUUAGAUGAAACAAAACAAACUGUAUCAUCAUUAAUUACAUAUUUAACGCAAGUUUCAUAUGGUUCAUUAGUACAUGUAUUACUUUGGCUUAUUGCGAAUUAUCAAAUAGCUAAUGAUGAAGAAAGAUCAUGGAUUCAAACUGUCAUUAGUUCAAUGGGUACAUCUGUUGAUCCAUCAUCAACAACUGCUACAUUACUUGAUGCUAUAAAACGUCAAUUAUGGUCAGAUUUUAUUGAUAAUCCUUUACUACCAUAUUAUAGUCUUCUACCAUUAUCAUCAUCAUCAUCUUUAGCUAAUAAUUAUACAUCUUCAUCACCUCAAACAGCUACAACAUUAAUUCUAACAUUAUUUGAUAUCUAUGUAACAACAGAAUUUUUUAAUUGUGAACAAUCACGUUGUUUAUAUACUUGUUUAAAAUAUGUUCCAUCUGAUUUAAUAAUGACACGUUUAUUAACAAAUUUAAAUACAUCAAAUGGUAUCUAUGAAACACGUCGUGGACUUUAUUUUUUAUUUGGCUUAAUAUUAUUUCGACGACGAUCAUCCACACGUUGUCUUUUACAACAAGUUAUACCUUAUUUAAUAAAUAUAAAAUCCAAUGAAUUUAUGCUUGAACCAAAUGUUUAUAAUAUGUGUUUAGUAUUGAAUAUAUUAUUAGUAUUAGAAUUAAAUACCAAUGAUAAUCAAUUAGAAGAUUUAUUUCAUAUCAAACCAUGGAAAAAAUUUUAUCAAUCAAAUGAUUCAAUGUUAUUUGAUACAAUCGAUGAUCGUGUUGAUGAUAUUCUACCAAAAUAUGAAGAUAAAAGUGUAACGAAUGCUUAUCAUGAAUUUUUAGAUUGGUCAUCAAAAGAACUUUUUCUAAGUGAUAAUUCUCGGCCAGUUAAUUAUUUUCUUGGUUGGUUACAAACUAUUCUUUGGAUGUUUAGUCGAACUGUAAAAUCACUUAAACCAUUUAUUAAACCAAAACUAGUUGCACAAUUAUCGGAAUAUUUACCAUUACAAUUUUCAAUUGAAAAAGUUUUAAGUAUCUUAGAUUUAUCAAGUGAAAUGGAACUUGAAUAUGCUUCAAUGGUUAUUACACGUGAUUAUACAUCUUUAGAAACAAUUAAUAUACAAAAAAUAUCUAAUCUUAUACCAAAUCAACAAAUAAUAGAUAAUGAAUAUAAUUCAACAACAACACCGGUGAAUAUAACAAAAAAUAUUUAUACAAUACCAACAAAUCUUUAA